Messenger RNA from Diaporthe citri, 1095 nucleotides. RefSeq lists its product as uncharacterized. The coding region runs from base 1 to 1095 and encodes 364 amino acids. Lineage: Eukaryota; Fungi; Ascomycota; Sordariomycetes; Diaporthales; Diaporthaceae. The transcript is spliced from 3 exons. The record is from RefSeq and is a predicted model, not a curated record.
AUGGCGCUCGCGAUGCUGCUCGCGGUCUUCCUCGGCGUGUUGCACCUGUUGGCGGGUGUUUGCGAUGCUGACGUGGUCGACGACGACCUGAUGAACCUGCAAGCAUUCAUCUACACCAAUCCCUACCCCAUAGCCAAGCCGUACGACUGCAGUGUCAUCGCCGCUCUCGCAACGAAGGGACAAUGCAUGAGCUACAUCGGUACCGACGAGAAUCCUCUAGAGUCACUCGCCUCUUGCGAGCUGUACUGCUAUGAAACAGCUUAUGCCAACACUUGGGACUGCAUCGCGCCCGCCAUUGACUACAGCAACCCGGAUUGGGCCAACAUCUUCACGGACCAGAGUUUGUUCCAGUGGACUCCUGGCACCUGCAGCUGCUCCAACUCCUCGGACCCAACGCCGUCCGUGAACGGCGACGAUGACUACCCGCUUGCCAGCCUCUCCAAGGGGGUCGCGGUCAAAGUCGCGACCCAGUACCCCCGAGACCUCGCAACCUACGGGUAUCAGGUGACGCCAGGGUACACUGACUUUAUAGAUCCCCAGGUUAACUGGGACUUUGCGACCAUCGACUGGCUCGGCGAAAACGGGGCCUCGACAAGGAUUGGGAUCUUCGGGGUCAUGAACAACGGCGCCAACCCCAAUGUUCUGCGCAUCCACGAGGCCUGGGCCGGGAGGGAUAGACGCCCGAACGGCGUGCGGGCAGCCUUCCACGACGACGUGAUCAGCUUCUGGAGGCUCACUCCGAUGUUCAGGAACCUCAACACGCUCACGGAGAUCCGGUUCGACACGGUCAUUGAGGACUCACUCGACGCCUUGGCUCCAUGGGCAUACCUAACAAUGGGCAUGGACCCAAACUCCGGUCUCGUGGUACGAAGAAACGGUGUUCGAGUCAACGAACAGCACGUUUUCAGAACGAUCCUCGCGCGGGCAAGAUUUGCAAGGAGGAUGCAGCAAGCCAUCAACGAGUAUGUUGAAUUUUCUCAUCGGAGGAUCAUGGCGUUCUACUUCACGAGUGGCAUGCCAGGAUUCGACUUUGCUAUUUACUUCGACGGUUACAACGAAGCGACCAUUGGAGACGCGACCUGGAACUGGCAGUGA